Molecule: messenger RNA, 3603 nt
Organism: Toxorhynchites rutilus septentrionalis
Lineage: Eukaryota; Metazoa; Arthropoda; Insecta; Diptera; Culicidae
Exons: 3
Coding region: 152-1090 (312 amino acids)
Biological process (GO): DNA catabolic process
Cellular component (GO): cytoplasm
Molecular function (GO): 3'-5'-DNA exonuclease activity; nucleic acid binding
Source: RefSeq, a predicted model, not a curated record
UAAAUAUUAUUUUGAAUUUCAACGUUGCUUCAGAAUCGAUUUGCAUUACAUGAUAGUACAAGAUAACAUUAAAGAGAUAAUGGUGCAAUCAUUGCACUCCAUUCCCUGAUGCGAUAAUGAUAUAUAAGGCUAUUCGAAAAAAGCACUCGUUAUGACGAAGCUCGGUUCCUUUGUGUUCUUCGAUUUGGAGACCACGGAUCUUCCCGGAUUGAAAACACCGAAAAUCACAGAAAUUGCACUGGUUGCGUGUUCGAAGAAGCAUCUGCUUGACACGAAGGCCGGCGAAGUCCCCAGAGUUUUGCACAAGCAAACAUUUUGUGUGAAUCCGCGACGUGUGAUUCAUCCGAAGGCGUCGGAAACCACAGGUCUCUACAAUGACUUACUGGAGCAUGAGGACACAUUCAACAGGGAUGCAGCUAAGCUGAUAGUGUUGUUUCUUGAACGAUUGCAAACUCCAAUAUGCCUAGUAGCACAUAAUGGGAAUCGGUUCGAUUUCAUCAUUCUUAAGCAUGAGCUUGAAGCGCACAAGAUUGAGCUGCCUCAUUCGGUGUAUUGUGUUGAUUCGUUACAACUAUUCCGACAGCUCGAAGGCCACAAGGAACAGAAAGAAAAAUAUGAGUUGGCUGACCUGGAAUCAAAGACAUUGUCGGCGAUGGAGGAGCUGGAAUGUAAUCAGCACAAGCUAUCGGAAAUGCAAAAAUUGAACGAAACAACACCACACAAACCCCAAAACAAAGCGCACAGGAAGAGGGUUUCUGAAGACAAUCUGGAUGUAACACCUUCACAUGUUGGCCAUGAUAGCGUCAGUCGUGGGCAAAGAAGUCCUCCGCGGUCUAAACGAGAACUUUUCCCAGACAAAAGCGAUACUUUAGAACCCUCAAUAGCAUCGACAUCGUCACAGAAAUUUUCCAAAAAAUUCCGACUCUGUGACAUUUACGAGCGUUAUUUCGGAAAGCCUCCGAAGAAAGGGCAUCAUGCGGAAGGUGAUGUAAAAGCGCUGCUUAAGUGCGCAAUCGCAGACGGACGGGCGUUUGUUGAAUACGCCGAAAAGUAUUGCGUGAAAAUGAGCAACAUUUCCUCAAGGUUUUAAAACUUGACUGGAUGUUUCAAAUCGUCAUUCCAUUUUUAAAAUUCCAAAUUGGCAUACUAUUGUGUGAAGUUUCCAACCUAUACAUAUUUUGUAUUUUAUCAAAAAAUAAAGAAAAAUUUCCGUACUUUUUUAAAAUUAUGAAAAAAUUGUCAUUUUAUAUAAUUGUUUUGGCUUUAUCGACUAAACAAGAAAUAUCAAAAAGUUAGGCAAUCACUGGAAAACGAUUUCGGGAAUAUUUGAAUAAAAAAUUAACUAGUAACUAGCAAAUAGACUGUAAUAAUUAACAAAAACGUGCAGAGAAAAUUAAAAGAAACUGAUAAUACUUUACUUUAUCUUGAAGCAAUAUUUACGUUGAAAAACUUCAAAAACUCAUCGUUAACAAAAAUGAAUGAAAAAGUUGCUAUAAGUUUUAGAAUCACAUAACCGAAUGUUAAAAAAAAUAUAAAUAACAUGAGCUUUUUUUUAGAUGGAGACAAUUUUGAAAAUACAGAUAAAUGCCAAUCCUUUAUCUUUGUCAUUUGUAUAUGACUUCCAUUAUACGGGUAUCUUGGACGCCUCGGAAGUGGUUAAAUCGGGAAGUCCAAUUUUGGAUCAAUUUUUUCAGUAAUUCAGGCCGUUUAUCAAUGAUAACUUGACAAAUGUUCCAGUGGAAGUCUAUCGGCUGCAGCUUAUCAGUGUUGACUAGAUACUUCACAUAGCCCCACAAAAUAGUUCAACAGUGUUAGAUAGCAUGAUCUUGAAGGUUAAUUCAUGUCCAUUACUCUAUUACGUACAUUAUACGUUCUGCCCGACAUUUUGAAGUAAAACGGAUCAUAUUGCAUGGAUAUGUUUUAAAUUGCUAGAUUAUUCAUUUCCAUUACACUUAAUUCUAGUACAUUUAAGAUAAAUGAUUUUGGUUUGAUCACUUUUUUGAGUGCUCUAAUUCAGCGCACCUGUGUCAAAUCAGCUAUUGUUUCAAAACAUAUAAAUACAAUUGUCUUGACUAACUUGAUUGUUCAUGAGUUACAGUAGUUUUAUUGUAUAUUUUUACGGAUUCACAUCAAGGAUGCAACAUUUCGAAAGAACAUGUUGAAAUCGAAAAGCAAUUUUUAUCAGUGCAAAAUAUCUCCACCGAUACUCUUCACAUCUUUCUAUCGCGGUGCCGCUGUGCCUAUGACCGCUGGCUCACCAUCUCGUUUGUUUUGAUAUAGUUUUCGUUCCAUCAACAGAAAUAUCAGUUCAUUCUCGAUGUCAGUGAAUGCUCAAGCCGAAAAUAUCACCUUUUAUUGCGUCCUGGUGAAAUUUUCGUUGGUCAUACACCCAUAAACUCAGCACUCAAAUGUUCCGUUGCCCAUCGAUGUGUGUGCAAUAAGCGGCACAAAAAUGGAAUCGGGCUAGAAACAUACCAGGAAAACAUACACACGAACACGCGUUUAAACGUCUGACGCGGUGUCAGUGAGAUGAUAUUUCCUUGUAUGGAAUUUUGUUCCCUUCCACUGUCAGCUGAUCGAAGAUGCGUAUGAAAAUUUCGGCCGUAAAUUCUCAGUGAGACAGUGGAACGAAUGAGUGUGGGGAAUAAUGCAAAAACCAAAUGUUCCACGUGACGGAGUGUCGGUCGCAUGUAAUUAAGUUUGGUUCAUUUGUCAUGAACUGCAGGGGUAUUGGUGGUUGAUUUUGAUGUUGUUUCAAUAUCUUGCGCUGUCAGUAAAGUGAGUGUGAGAUUUUGCAACUCUGAUCCUCAGUAGAGAAUGUGAAUGGCCAUAGAAUUCACAUUCUCCCUUUGUCCAAAAAUAUAAUCUGCUCGACACGACGAAGCCAAACAGUUAGGGACGAAAAAACUCAGAGAAAUGCUGAUACCAAAUGAAGAUUAAAACUUCAGGUCUUACCACAGUUUGAAGAUGUGCGAGUUCCCAGAUAUUAUACAAUAUACCAUGAUUUCUUUUGAAAAAGAAGCAUCAACUUUUUAUUGAUAGUAAAUAAAAUACUUUAAUAGAUUUAUGUGAAUAUAUCUAUGAUUUAGUUCCGAUACAUACAAUAAAUUCGAAAUAAUAUACAAAUACAUAUUUUGACUCACAAUAGUGAAAAUAAAUUUAAUUAGUAAUUUCCGUCAAAGAAUCAUCAGAAGCAAUAGAUAUAUAAAAUGUUUUUCAUAAAUUAUCUCUUACAUAGGCAAAAUAGAAUAUACGAAUGUCAAUCAUGGAAAUACGUAAUUGUAUGCAAUUCUCGGAGACGUCUUGUGAUAGCACUCUAACCGUAAAGCUGAUCUCGAAAGGCUGCGCUCAAAUUUAGAUUAGUUCCUAACUUAUGAAGAAUAUUGGUUCAAAACAAUGGCUUCUUGUAGGUUCACAUAGUUUCUCAUAUACCUAACGCGUUACAUUAAAUCUGAUCUGCUCUCUAAUAAUGCUAAUAACGUUUACUAAUUUAUCAUCAUCAUCAUCUUCUUCUAAUCAAUAUAUCAAAAUGAAACAAUGUGUUCUUAUAAAUUAGAAAUUUUAUAGCAACGUUAAAUCCAUCAAAUCAAUCGAUUAAUAAAU